Messenger RNA from Callithrix jacchus (white-tufted-ear marmoset), 2478 nucleotides. RefSeq names its product alanine--glyoxylate aminotransferase (gene AGXT). Gene Ontology annotation, cellular component: peroxisome. Gene Ontology annotation, molecular function: L-alanine:glyoxylate transaminase activity; L-serine:pyruvate transaminase activity. NCBI's taxonomy places the organism in Eukaryota, Metazoa, Chordata, Mammalia, Primates, Cebidae. The record is from RefSeq and is a predicted model, not a curated record.
CUCAGUGACGUGUGCUCCGACCCUUUAGGAAACACUUCUCUGAGUGAAGCUUAGGUUGCCCACCAGUUGCCAAUCAAAAUCUGUUUGAAUCUGCCAGCGACCUCGAAGCCCCCCCAAUUCGAGUUGUCAGCCCUUCCAGGUGGAGCCAAUGUCUGAGCUAAGCAGGAUGGGAGGGGCUGGACUCAGGACUUAGCGGGAAGCGGGGAGGGCUGGGACCAGGACAGCUCUGUGGCACUCUGCUUUUCUGUCAGCCCCGGAGGCUCCCUCUGCCUGAGGGCUCAGCCCCCUGCUGCCUGGCCCUGACCUGCAAGAUAACACAGAUAAGGCUCAGGGAACAGGAGCAAAAGGCAGGGCCGCCCGGAAGCCCAUCCACCAAUCCUCAUUUCUCACCUCUGUGUCCAGCCCAAGGGGAAAUGUUCCAGGCUCUGGCCAAGGCCAGUGCAGCCCUGGGUCCCAGAGCAGCAGGUUGGGUGAGGACUAUGGCGUCGCACCAGCUGCUGGUGGCACCCCCCAAGGCCCUGCUCAAGCCCCUGUCCAUCCCCACCCGGCUCCUGCUAGGGCCCGGCCCCUCCAACCUGCCUCCUCGAACCAUGGCGGCCGGGGGGCUGCAGAUGCUCGGGCACAUGCACAAGGAGACAUACCAGAUCAUGGACGAGAUCAAGGAAGGCAUCCAGUACGUGUUCCAGACCAGGAACCCGCUCACACUGGUCAUCAGUGGCUCGGGACACUGUGCCCUGGAGGCUGCCCUGAUCAACGUGCUGGAGCCUGGCGACUCCUUCCUGGUCGGGGUCAAUGGCAUCUGGGGGCAGCGAGCCGCAGACAUCGGGGAGCGCCUUGGAGCACGAGUGCACCCGAUGACCAAGGACCCUGGAGGUCACUACACACUGCAGGAGGUGGAGGAGGGCCUGGCCCAGCACAAGCCAGUGCUGCUAUUCUUGACCCACGGGGAGUCGUCCAGCGGCGUGCUGCAGCCCCUUGACGGCUUUGGGGAGCUCUGCCACAGGUACAAGUGCCUGCUCCUGGUGGACUCGGUGGCAUCCCUGGGCGGGGCUCCUCUGUACAUGGACCAGCAAGGCAUUGACAUCUUGUACUCGGGUUCCCAGAAGGUUCUGAACGCACCUCCAGGGACCUCGUUACUCUCCUUCAGUGACACUGCCAAGAACAAGAUCUACUCCCGCAAGACAAAGCCGUCCUCUUUCUACCUGGACGUCAAGUACCUGGCCAACCUCUGGGGCUGUGACGGCCAGCCCAGGAUGUACCAUCACACGACCCCUGUCGUCAGCCUGUACAGCCUGAGAGAGGGCCUGGCCCUCCUUUCGGAGCAGGGCCUGGAGAACAGCUGGCGCAAGCACCGUGAGGCCGCAGCGUACUUGCAUGGGCGCCUACAGGCUCUGGGGCUGCGGCUCUUCGUGAAGGACCCGGCGCUGCGGCUGCCCACGGUCACCACUGUGGCUGUGCCCACCGGCUACUACUGGAGGGACAUUGUCAGUUACCUCAUAGAGCGAUUUGGCAUCGAGAUCACCGGUGGCCUUGGGCCCUCCACGGGGAAGGUGCUGCGGAUCGGGCUGAUGGGCUGCAAUGCCACCCGAGAGAAUGUGGACCUCGUGACAGAGGCCCUGAGGGAGGCCCUGCAGCACUGCCCCAAAAAGAAGCUAUGACCUGUCUGCUGGCACACACCUGGCCCACACCCCCCCCCGAGGGGUCAGGACGAAGCUGUGACCUGUCUGUUGGCACACACCUGGCCCACACCCCCCCCGAGGGGUCAGGAGGAAGCUGUGACCUGUCUGCUGGCACACACCUGGCCAACGCCCCCCGAGGGGUCAGGAGGAAGGUGUGACCUAUCUGCGGGCACACACCUGGCCCACAACCCCCCCCCAGGGGUCAGGAGGAAGCUGUGCCCUGCCUGCUGGCACACACCUGGCUCAUGCCCCCCUGAGGGGUCAGGACGAAGCUGUGACCUGCCUGCUGGCACACACCUGGCCAUGCCCCCCUGAGGGGUCAGGAGGAAGGUGUGACCUGUCUGCGGGCACACACCUGGCUCAUGCCUCCCCCGAGGGGUCAGGAGGAAGGUGUGACCUGUCUGCUGGCACACACCUGGCCACGCCCCCCUGAGGGGUCAGGAGGAAGGUGUGACCUGUCUGCUGGCACACACCUGGCCACGCCCCCCUGAGGGGUCAGGAGGAAGGUGUGACCUGUCUGCUGGCACACACCUGGCUCAUGCCCCCCCGAGGGGUCAGGAUGAUCAGGAGCAAACAGACCCUGCAAGGUCCCCCAGGCCUGGGGGCAGGAAAGCUACUGACCCCACCUGAAAGGCAGGAUCAGGCAGCCUCCCAGCCCCAGCCAGCCCUUUUCCCUCCAGUGGGCCCUCCUGGAAACAGCCCACUUGGGCGCAAGACCCAGCACCUUCCAAAUGAGCCACAGUCCCCCAGGCCGUGAGCCCUCCAGGAAUGUGAAUAAACAGCCUGGCCGCUCUCCUCA